AGUUGUGAGACUGUAGAAGCGUCGACGCGGUCCGGUGGUUCUCGCUGUCACCGCAGGUGUGAGCUUCUGGGAGGUGCUGGGAGGACCUCGGAAGCUGGGGCGGCUGGUGCCUGAGGAGAAGAUGGUGCUCUCGACCACAGUUUCCCAGAGGAAGCACAUAAAGCGGAAGGCCCCCCGCGGCUUUCUAAAGCGCGUCUUCAAGCGACAGAAGCCUCACCUUCGUCUAGAGACAAGUGGCGACUUACUGAUGCAUCUGAACUGUUUACUCUUUGUUCAUCGAUUAGCAGAAGAGUCCAGGACAAAUGCUUGUGAGAAUAAAUGUGGAAUCAUUAAAAAGGAGCAUGUACUGGCUGCAGCAAAGGUAAUUCUAAAGAAGAGCAGAGGUUAGAAGUCAAAGACCACAUUUUUGAAAAUUAUACAAUGUAUUAUUUUAAGUGGUAACAGAUUGUGAUUUUUACAUAUCAGUUAAUAUUGUAUAUUAUUAAA
Messenger RNA from Equus quagga, 486 nucleotides. It is a transcript of the gene CENPW, whose product is annotated as centromere protein W. The transcript has 3 exons. The record is from RefSeq and is a predicted model, not a curated record. NCBI's taxonomy places the organism in Eukaryota, Metazoa, Chordata, Mammalia, Perissodactyla, Equidae. Gene Ontology annotation, biological process: kinetochore assembly; chromosome segregation; mitotic cell cycle. Gene Ontology annotation, cellular component: nucleoplasm; kinetochore. Gene Ontology annotation, molecular function: protein heterodimerization activity; DNA binding. Bases 122 to 388 code for a protein of 88 amino acids.